This is a messenger RNA of Herpailurus yagouaroundi (jaguarundi), 2462 nucleotides long. RefSeq names its product SEH1 like nucleoporin (gene SEH1L). The transcript is spliced from 9 exons. Gene Ontology annotation, cellular component: Seh1-associated complex; nuclear pore outer ring. Gene Ontology annotation, molecular function: protein binding; structural molecule activity. The record is from RefSeq and is a predicted model, not a curated record. Gene Ontology annotation, biological process: cellular response to amino acid starvation; positive regulation of TORC1 signaling. The coding region runs from base 117 to 1199 and encodes 360 amino acids. NCBI's taxonomy places the organism in Eukaryota, Metazoa, Chordata, Mammalia, Carnivora, Felidae.
CUGUGCGCGCCCCGGCGGCGGCGUGGUCCUGGUGGGCUGCGGUCCGCGCGCUGCCGCGGCCGCCCUCUUCGGAGGUGGGAGGGGCAGACGGAGCAGGCGCGGGCCCGGCGGAAGCCAUGUUUGUGGCGCGCAGUAUCGCGGCGGACCAUAAGGAUCUCAUCCAUGAUGUCUCUUUCGACUUCCACGGGCGACGGAUGGCUACCUGCUCCAGUGACCAGAGCGUCAAGGUCUGGGAUAAAAGUGAAAAUGGGGAUUGGCAUUGUACUGCUAGUUGGAAGACACAUAGUGGAUCUGUGUGGCGUGUGACAUGGGCCCAUCCUGAAUUUGGACAGGUUUUGGCUUCUUGUUCUUUUGACCGAACAGCUGCUGUGUGGGAAGAAAUAGUAGGAGAAUCAAAUGAUAAACUGCGAGGACAGAGUCAUUGGGUUAAGAGGACAACUCUAGUGGAUAGCAGAACAUCCGUUACCGAUGUGAAAUUUGCUCCUAAGCAUAUGGGUCUUAUGUUAGCAACCUGUUCGGCAGAUGGUAUAGUAAGAAUAUAUGAGGCACCAGAUGUUAUGAAUCUCAGCCAGUGGUCUCUGCAGCAUGAGAUUUCAUGUAAGCUAAGCUGUAGUUGUAUUUCUUGGAACCCUUCAAGCUCUCGUGCUCAUUCUCCCAUGAUAGCUGUAGGAAGUGAUGACAGUAGUCCAAAUGCAAUGGCCAAGGUUCAGAUUUUUGAAUAUAAUGAAAACACCAGGAAAUAUGCAAAAGCUGAAACCCUCAUGACAGUCACAGAUCCUGUCCAUGAUAUUGCCUUUGCUCCAAACUUGGGAAGGUCUUUCCACAUUCUAGCCAUAGCAACCAAAGAUGUGAGAAUUUUUACAUUAAAGCCUGUGAGGAAAGAACUUACCUCCUCUGGUGGACCAACAAAAUUUGAAAUCCAUAUAGUGGCUCAGUUUGAUAAUCAUAAUUCCCAGGUCUGGCGAGUGAGUUGGAAUAUAACAGGAACAGUGUUAGCAUCUUCAGGAGAUGAUGGCUGUGUAAGAUUAUGGAAAGCUAAUUAUAUGGACAAUUGGAAGUGUACUGGUAUUUUGAAAGGUAAUGGGAGCCCUGUCACUGGGAAUUCUCAGCAGGGAAACUCAAAUCCUUCCCUAGGUUCAAAUAUCCCAAAUCUUCAAAAUUCAUUAAAUGGAUCUUCUUCUGGCAGAAAGCACAGCUGAGUACCAGCUAACUGGAGUAACUUUGCUGUUUUGCUGCUUGUUGCAUGCACACAGGAAUGGAAAGCGAGCUCCUUUUCCCCUUCCCCAGCGCCGUUUGACCUCUCCCAAGAUACACCAGCAGCCUGCUUACUACUAAACGCAAUCCAAAAGGCCUUUAAAAAUACCGUGUAUAUCAUUUUUUUUUGUACUAGCCAGUUUUAUUGACACUAUUUGAAACUUUUGAAAUAUAAAUGGAGAGGCUUUUUGUUGAGACAUUGUCACCAAAACAAUUUUUUGAAAUGUUCCCGAAACUAACAUGGGUUUAAAAUUAAAAGGAUUGUUACUAUCCUUGUAAGUAGUUGGGAGGAGGGAAAAUACCACUUUAUUCCAUUUGGAGAAUACAGGCUUAUUUCUUUUGUUUUCUAAAACAGUAAGCGAAAAUGAUGAAUUUUUAUAAUUUUAAUUUGAAGAUUGAAUAAAUAUUUUUCAUAAAGAUUGUUUUGAGUGCUAAUCUGUUUAUUACCUUUUGUAGAAUUGGCUUAUACGUGAUAUUAUUUAAUACAACUCUGUCAUUUCUUUGUAAUAUUUAAAAAAUAUUAGUAAAGGAGUGAGAGAAGUAGUAGUGAAAUGAAAGUAAUUUGACUGUACAGUUUGUGGCCAAAUUAAACAUAUGGUAUUGCUUCAUUUAUAAUAUGGUAGUAAAAUGAAAACAUCUUUGUAAGUUUUCAAUUCAUAUUCACUAAAGAGCUAAAUGUUUCUAAUAUGUGCUUGUAUAUUUUUUAUGAUGUAAUUCCAUGGCUUUAAGUUUUCCUUCAAGUCAAAAUUUGGAAACAUACUAUAAGAGGAGCAGUUAAAAAUUUGCUGAAAUUGUGCAUGCACAUUAACCUCCACAUUCCAAGCCUCAGGAUUUUAAUUUAGUUGGCUGCUUCAUUUAGUUCAUAUUCUUUAGAACUUUGACCUUGAUGACAAAGCUAUAAGUCUUUGUUUGCUAAUGUGCUUAAGUAUUACGGGUAAGUUACAAAAUGGCAAAAGAAUAACAAUAGGACAUAUUCUUUGAGCUCUUUUACUUAUCAAAAUUUUGUACUAUUUAAAGUUUUUUGCAGAAAAGCAGCUAAGUGUUUUCAAAGAUUGUAUUUCUUCAGAAGUAUAUUGCAAUAGCUGGCCAUACUUUGUGAAAGUAUAUUUGGAUUGGUUCUCAGUGUCCUGUAUGCACUACAAAACAUGUGCCUGCUGCUACUACAAACGAAGCAUUGCUUAAAAUAAAAAGCUUAUUAGAUUUGUAAA